Molecule: messenger RNA, 1710 nt
Organism: Trypanosoma grayi
Lineage: Eukaryota; Euglenozoa; Kinetoplastea; Trypanosomatida; Trypanosomatidae
Exons: 1
Coding region: 1-1710 (569 amino acids)
Biological process (GO): intracellular signal transduction; peptidyl-serine phosphorylation
Molecular function (GO): protein serine/threonine kinase activity; protein binding; ATP binding
Source: RefSeq, a predicted model, not a curated record
AUGGGUCUUAUAUACUCUUAUACUAGCAGUGACUACGAACACAAGACGUGUUCAAAGUGUCUUCGUACCGGUUCGUUGCUGCAGCCAGUCACGCCGUGUGUGCACUGCCGAUAUUAUUUGUGCGUGCACUGUUCCAAGCCGCUGCCGUUGGGGCAAUGGACCACCAGUUGGCCUUUGUCGUGCAUAGCUUUCUCGGCCCUGCGAGCACCACGCUGCUGCUUCUCAUGUGGGUCUCCUCUUCUCUCGCUGAGCGACGGUAUUCUGCGCUACAUUAUGCUCUUUCUCACCUACAAGAAUCAGGAUCGUCUGCUGCGGGUAUGCACACGCUUCCACAGCGUCCUGCCCCUCCCCUACGAGUAUGUCAAGAGUUUGGAGGAGAAGUACCUGUGGAAGGACCCGUACGACAUCUUGCACGCGAGUCGCAGGAGUAUUGUCCUCCGUGGUGUGGAUCGUCUCACUGGUACGACGCAUGCCCUAAAGCUGAUACCUAAGUCGCAGAUGUUCUCACGUCGAAUGUGGCAAAGACUGCAGCAAGGCAUUGACAUCCGCAUUGCGGCUUCGGCGUUCCCAGCGUUCUUCAUGUCAUUUCACAGCGCGUUUCAGACACGAGACUUCAUCGUAUUGGUGAUGGAGCUUCUACCACCGGAAAGGUAUCAGCCCCUCUCAACCCUCAUGCGGAGCGGCAUGAUUGGAGAGGCAGAAAGCCGAUUGAUCAUUGCUAGAGUGCUGGAGGCAGUACGUUGUCUCCAUGACGAGCUUCAUGUUGUUCACCGAGAACUAUCACCGGAUGCGCUUUUCGUCGCCGAUGACAAUAUUGAGGAUAUCCGUGUGCUCCAUUUUCAUCAUACACGCUUCUUGAAAUCAUCUCUUCAUUCGUCGUACCUGCAAAGCCUGUGGAAGAAACAGCAGAAGCAGAAGCAGCAACAACAACAACAACAACUCCAGAAGCCAUCUCUAUCGGCUCUGCCUCGAGACUCUGGAGAUUUUGAAGUCAAGGAGGACAGUACUACCACUGCUCCAACACCCUCGCAUGCCGCCAGGCAAAUCUCACGGCCACCGCCGCUUUCUAUUCCGGUGGACAUUGGAUUGCUGCGCAUGGCAGGCAUAUAUGCUAAGCUAGCACGUGAGCGAGAGGCUCAGCUGCAAGAAGCCGCGAGACGAUCCCGAAAUUUUUCACAAUCUACAUUGGAAACGCUGUGUCACUCUGGUUGUGGUGUGAGCCCCAGUGGUGUGACAAUGGAAGGGUCGGUUGGCUUUUCCAUACCAGCUGUUGGCUCGCACCAGCACGUGCAGCUGGGCUCCAUGGCAGCGGAUUCUUUAGGCCCUCCGGGAAUUAACGACGUUGAUGACUCAAUUAUAGUAGCAACACCUCGAGCAGCUGUUGCGUACGUGGCCCCAGAGCUUGGUGAGGCUCUGUGUGCAUGCUCAGUGGUGCCAUCGCUAUCGAUUCGGGCUGGGGAUGUCAAGAAGUGGGAUGUUUUCGCCAUCGGGGGCAUUUUUUGUCAACUACUUGCAUGUUCAGUGCGUCAGUCUACCGAUUCCCAUUGUUGUAUUGACUGGGAGACGCUAAGUGCCAGUAUUACUGGUGACAGUAUUGUUUUGCUAUUAAGUUUGAUGCACAUAGAGCCGGCUCAGCGUGUAUCUUGCGGGGAAGCGAUUAAACUCAUGUGUGAUCAGGUGGGGACAUAUGCGCCCGUCAACCUGGAGUGA